Paramisgurnus dabryanus is the source of this 3689-nucleotide messenger RNA. RefSeq lists its product as uncharacterized. Gene Ontology annotation, molecular function: DNA-binding transcription factor activity, RNA polymerase II-specific; RNA polymerase II transcription regulatory region sequence-specific DNA binding. Gene Ontology annotation, cellular component: nucleus. Gene Ontology annotation, biological process: regulation of transcription by RNA polymerase II. The record is from RefSeq and is a predicted model, not a curated record. Lineage: Eukaryota; Metazoa; Chordata; Actinopteri; Cypriniformes; Cobitidae.
AGCAAUGCAAUGAAAUAGAUUCUGAUAUAAUAUACCAUAAGGUAUUUUGAUAUUGCAGCUUCCAUUUCAUUAAUAAAAUGACAAGGAAGAUAAAAACUACUCGAUUAUGAAAGAAUUUGUGUUUUCUUAUAUCUCAAUUUAAAAAUAUGUUGGUGGGUCCUCCUGGGAUAGAUUAUACCUAAUUAAGAAGGUUGCAAAAUUAAAAGUUUGUGAACCACUGGUCUAGUGCUUAAGUGAAAUAUGUUUAGUACUUUAAUGAAAACUGUAUAAUGUGAUGCCGGAGCAAUACAGACAUAGGUACAUUCACUGACAUUGAGUCUUUACUUUUGGUUUAAAACCAGCAUUGUGACAGCCCACAGCCCCAGACCAUGAAGAAACAUCAAACUUUUGACAGAUGAGUGAAGUUUUGAUCGUCUUCUCUCUACAGUACAGUAGGAGGCGAUCUGCAGCUCUUUAGUCCGCCGAUAAACCCACUAAAGAAAGAAAGAGUUUGCGUUUUAAGUGUGGUCUUGUCUCUGUGUAUUUUAGUGUUGAGAUGUUGAUGAUGAGAGAUGUGAACGUGAUGUGCUGUAAAUCAGUAGGAACUGAUUUGUCCAUGCUGGAUAUUGAUGAUUUCAUCACAGAAAUCUCUCAGCUGAAGAAAGAGGUGGCAUUACUGGAGACAAAGCUGAGGUCAAGAGGAGAUGAAGGAGUGAAGAGAGAGGAUGUGGAUGUAGUUUGUUGUGAAUCUUCAGUGUAUGUGACUGAUGGAUGUCUGGAUUCAGUGUGGAUGAGCAGAGAUCAGAGCCGCACACCACAGCCACUGCUGGACUCUAAACUCUCUGAAGAGAAAUCCAGACACACACAGGACUCAGAGCUCAGUCUCACUUUACUCUGUUAUACUGAGUCAAAGCCCACAGACGCUCAGGACACUGUGUGUGACAGUAAUCAGGGCUUACAGGAUGAGGAAUCUACUGAUCAAACCUCCACAGAGUCUCUGGAUUCUGUCUGUAACGCUGGAGAACAGCAGCAGAUCCUGCAGACCACACUGAAGAUGUGUUCAGUCAAACUGAUCGACUGCAGGAACCUGAUGAUGAAGAUUAAAACUGAACCCACAGAAGAAGAAAAUCACACCGAUAAAGAUGAAGACAAUCAUGAAGAUGGUUUAAUUUCAUCAGAUCAGAAGAGUGAUUCAUGUCCUGAUGUAGAAACGUCCUCAACAUCAGAAGAUCGACUGACAGCACAAACUCUUUCCUGCAUCACCUGUGGAAAGACAUUCAGCUCACAGAGACAUUUAGAGACACAUGAGAGAAAACACACAGAACAGAAACUCAGCUUUACUACCUUACAAGAGAAGAAACUUCAUCAUUCAAAAGAGCACGAAGAGAAGAAGAAACAGCAGUUUCACUGUGAGCAGUGUGGGAAAAAUUUUGAUUUCUUAUCUCAGCUGGAAGAUCACAUGAGGACACACAGUGGUGAAAAGUCUUUCUAUUGCACUGAAUGUGGAAAUUACUUCAGCAGAAAAGAAAGUCUUGAAGCUCAUCAGAGAAUUCACACAGGAGAAAAACCAUACGAGUGUCCUCACUGUGAGAAGAGAUUCAGACAUAAAAGCAAUCUAAUGAGACACGUCCGUUUACACACAAAUGAGAGACCGUAUCAGUGCAGUAAAUGUGACAAAGACUAUAGGGAUUCAGGUACAUUAAAAAGACACCAGUAUAUUCACUCUGAAAAGAAACUCUAUCAAUGUUCACACUGUGAUAAAGGUUUCUGUUAUGAAUCUAAACUUAUAUGCCACGAGAGGAUUCACACUGGAGAGAAACCUCAUCACUGUAGUAUCUGCGGGAAGAGUUUUAUUCUACGUUACAAAUUACUGUUACACCAGAGAAUUCAUACAGGCGAAAAACCUUACAAAUGCUCUCAGUGUGAGAAAACGUUUUCUUAUUUACAUGACUUAAAAGCCCAUCAGAGAAAUCACACUGGGGAGAAACCUCAUCACUGUAGUAUCUGUGGGAAGAGUUUUAAUCGACAUCACAGUUUAGUGUUACACCAGAGAACUCAUACAGGUGAAAAACCUUACAAAUGCUCUCAGUGUGAGAAAACGUUUACUCAGUCAAGUACCUUAAUAAGCCAUCAGAAAAUUCACACUGGAGAGAAACCCAACAAAUGCUCUCAGUGUGAGAAAACAUUUACUCGUUUAACUAACUUAAAAGCCCAUCAGAGAGUUCACAGUGGAGAGAAACCUUAUGUCUGCUCACAGUGUGGAAGGAGCUUCUCUACUCUUAGUUCUUUAAAAGUUCAUCAGAAAAUUCACACUGGAGAGAAACCUCAUCACUGUAGUGUUUGUGGGAAGUGUUUUAAUCGACAUGACCAUUUAGUGGGUCACCAGAGAACUCAUACAGGUGAAAAACCUUACAAUUGUUCACAUUGUGACAAGACAUUUGCUCAUUCAGGUGACUUAAAAGCCCAUGAGAGAAUUCACACCGGAGAGAAACCUUACGUCUGCUCACAGUGUGGAAGGAGCUUCACUGUUCUUAGGUCUUUAAAAGCCCAUGAGAGAAUUCACACUGGAGAGAAACCUCAUCGCUGUAGUGUUUGUGGGAAGUGUUUUAAUCGACAUUACCAUUUAGUAAGACACGAGAGAACUCAUACAGGUGAAAAACCUUACAAUUGUUCACAUUGUGACAAGACAUUUGCUCAUUCAGGUGACUUAAAAGCCCAUGAGAGAAUUCACACCGGAGAGAAACCUUACGUCUGCUCACAGUGUGGAAGGAGCUUCACUGUUCUUAGGUCUUUAAAAGCCCAUGAGAGAAUUCACACUGGAGAGAAACCUCAUCGCUGUAGUGUUUGUGGGAAGUGUUUUAAUCGACAUGACCAUUUAGUGGGUCACCAGAGAACUCAUACAGGUGAAAAACCUUACGAAUGCUCUCAGUGUGAGAAAUCAUUUACUCAUUUAACUAACUUAAAAGCCCAUCAGAGUGUUCAUACAGGAGAGAAACCUUAUCACUGUAGUGUUUGUGGGAGGAGUUUUGUGCAGCGUACACAUUUAGUGAAGCACCAGAGAACUCAUACAGGUGAAAAACCUUACAAAUGCUCUCAUUGUGACAAGGUGUUUACUCAGUCAAGUCGCUUAAAAAUCCAUGAGAGACUUCACACUAGAUAGAAACUGAAAUGAGUCUUCAAUGGUCUCCAUCUCAAGGUUUUUAUUAACGUAAUGAGAAUGUUGUGAAACUGCACUGCCUGUGUUUAGUAUUGAAGGAUCCUACCUUAGAUCCUCACGUGCAGAAUGUUUUUAUUAUUGUGUUUUUUAUCUUUAAUCAUUUAUUUACAUAAUCAUCAUAAUCAUUUUAUAAUCAUUAGUUUUUAUACAUUUAAUUAUUGUAUUUGAUUAUUUAAUAUUAUUUUAUCAUUAUCAAUUUCAUUAUUAUAAUUUUUAUUACUACAUUAUUGUUUAUUAAUUCAUUUAUUCAUUAUUGUUUUUAUUCAUUAUUCAUUUAUUCAUUCAUUAUUAUAUUUCUACAUUUUAUUAUAUAAUUCAUUAAUUCAUUGUAUUUCUAUAUUUUAUAUGUCUCUUGGUGGUUCAGUUUCACAUUUGGGAAGUUUCAUAGAACUGUUCUGUCUGUGUGUAAACAAGAUAGAUAAAGAGAAUGUUUAUGGAAGCCCAAGGUCUAAGGGAUGAUGCAGCUGAGCAAUUUUGGAUAUAACAGUGCAUG